AAGCAGAACAGACCCAGCUACUAUCGCAAUUGGUGUUUAUGGGAGAACCACCCCUUAAGCAGAGCCUGGAACGGUGACCAAGGUAAAUGGACAACGGUAAACCGCGUCUUCAUUUAUCUGAAACGUAAUAAAGCCCUUUCUUUUUUUUAUUUUUUUUAUAUAUAGUCGUUGAGAUUCAGAGAGCUGACAUUCUGAGCCUCAAGUCGGUAGAUUAUCAUGUCUCUGUCAGACCUUUAUACACCCUCUUUGCUACAAUCUUACCCAAAUGCAUGAUGGGGGUCUGCCACAACUUCUGGCCCCAGCGCCCCCCACCUGACGCCCAUGAUGCCCAGCCCCUCAUCGCUAAACAAUGCAGUACUGAUGAUAGCCAGCAGGGGGCAGACAGGACACAGCUCAAAAAGAGACGUUGGUGUCGCAUCAGCUGCCUGUUUCUGUUCCUGGUCGUGAUGAUGAUUGUGGUCAUCCUGGUAAUUGACCUCAAAGAACGCAUCUCACCUUCAACAACCAAUCCAGCAGCUAACAUGUCAGUUAGGAUUCUGGCCACUCCUCUUCCGUAUGUGUCCCCAGGACCGUACCAUGUAGAAUACCCAUCAGAGUACAUCUUCAUCCUGGAUGAGCCAGAGAAAUGCCGGAAGCAGAACCCCUUCCUGGUUCUGAUGGUGCCAGUGGCGCCCUAUAACAGGGACGCUCGUGACGCCGUCCGCAGUACUUGGGGCAGUGAGAGGCAGGUACUGGGCAAAGAGGUCCGUCUGUUCUUCCUGCUGGGACUGCCCAGUGGAGAGAAGACAGAGCAGCUCCAGGAGAAGGUGCUGCAGGAGAGCAAAGAGCACCAGGAUCUGCUGCAGAGCGACUUCAUAGACAGCUACAAAAACCUGACCAUCAAGACCAUGGUGAUGAUGGAGUGGCUGAGCUCUCGCUGCCCCAACGCCUCCUACGCCAUGAAGAUCGACUCAGACAUGUUCCUCAACGUGAACACCUUGGUCAACAUGCUGCUUCACGCUCCAAAACAGAACUACAUGACUGGACUAGUGGCCCGAUGGGGCGCCGUUCUAAGAGACCGUAACUCCAAAUGGUAUCUUCCAAUGGAGGUGUUUCCUGAACUGAUAUAUCCACCUUACGCUCUGGGCCUGGGCUAUGUCUUCACCUUAGACCUCCCCAGGAAGCUGGUGGAGGCGUCCAGGCAUGUUAAAGCUGUCUACAUAGAGGAUGUGUAUCUGGGACUGUGUAUGAAACACCUGGGCAUCCGGCCUACUGACCCCCCCAAUGGAAACCUCUUCCAGGUUUCCCCUGUGGCUUAUGACCGCUGCACCUACUCGCGGCUGAUAGCCACAACCACAUACAGUAUCACUCACCAGGUCAACGCAUGGACAGACCUACACAAACCUGGUCCUCCCUGCUGAUCUCAUAGAGUAACAAAAAGUUUCUGCAAUAUUGAAGGUCCCCAAGAACACAGUGGCCUCCAUCAAUCUUAAAUAGAAGAAGUUUGGAACCACCAAGACUCUUCCUAGAGCUGGCCGCCAAGCCAAACUGAGCAAUCGGUGGAGAAGGUCCUUGGUCAGGGAGGUGACCAAGAACGCGAUGGUCAUUCUGACAGAGCUCUAGAGUUCCUCUGUGGAGAUGAGAGAAUCUUCCAGAAGGACAAUGAUCUCUGCAGCACUCCACCAAUCAGGCCUUUAUGGUAUGCUGUGGGGAUGUUUUCAAUGCCAGUGACUGGGAGACUAGUCAUGAUUGAGGCAAAGAUGAACGGAGCAAAAUACAGAGAGAUCAUUGAUGAAAACCUGCUCCAGAGCACUCAGGACCUCAGACUGGGGUUACAGUUCACCUUCCAACAGGACAAAAACCCUAAGCACCCAGCCAAGACAAUGCAGGAGUGGCUUCGGGACAAGUCUCUGAAUGUCCUUGAGUGGCCCAGCUAGAGCCUAGACUUGAACCCAAUCGAACAUUUCUUGAUAGAUCUAAAAACAGCUGUGCAGCAACACUCCUCAUCUAACCUGAAAGAGCUUGAGAGACUCUGCAGAGAAGAAUGAGAGAAACUCCUCAAAUACAGGUGUGCCAAGCUUGUAGCGUCAUACCCAAGAAGACUCAAGGUUGUAAUCACUGCCAAAGGUGCUUUGACAAAGUACUGAGUAAAGGGUCUGAAUACUUUCCAAAGGCAAAAUUUUCUAAAAUCCUGUUUUUGCUUUGUCAAUAUGGGGUAUUGUGUGUAGAUUGAUGAGGGGAAAUAACUAUUUAAUACAUUUUAGAAUAAGGCUUUAACCUACCAAAAUGUGGAAAAAGUCAAGGUGUCUGAAUACUUUCCAAAGGCUCUGUAUACCUUGGUGAAGAACAUUUACACCCUGAAGGACCAGUUUCUUCACGUUACGUCCUUUGGGAGAAUGUUGUUUUUCUCUGAACCAAGGCAGACACCUUGCCUCACCGGUUUUUCAUUCAAAAGCCUUUUUUAAACAAAGACUGAGAGCAGCAGUUAUCUGUCUAACAUGGACUAAGAAAUGGAUUCACCGGGUUGGGUCUGUCUGUGGUGAAUGUGUGUACUACACUGAAGCAGCAGACACCCAGAACAAGUUAAACAGGUUUAUUGUAAUAGAGACUAGUUGGCUGUGUUUAGACAGGCAGACCAAUUCUGUUCUUUUAUACACUAAAUGUUCAUUUGACCAAUAAUCACAUCUAUUUCAGAACUGAUCUGAUGGUCAAAAGUCUAAACACAGCCGCUGCACUGCACUUCAUAAUCAGGUUUGCCUUUUCCCAGAGUGCAUCUGUAACAGGUUAAUUUGACCCUGCUUCUCACAGCAGGGAAAAUAACACUGGAGCAGCAGAACAUGUAGAUUAUAAUUAACAACUUUUUGGUUGUCGUAGGGGUUGAUAUAGUUUUCGUGAGGGCAAAUCAUGUUUGAAAUGUUAAAGUGGAAAUUACAAACUUUAGAACCCUUUUUAAACCACUAAAAUUGGCAUUUCCUGCUACGCAGGAAUAUUCUCUGUGACAACAGAGUGAUCAAAUAGACAGCAGAUCUGUGUAGUUCCUGACGGAAAGAAGUGAAGGGGAACUGUGAAGGCUUUGGCUGUAGAGGCAAUAGAAUAGUAGACCAGGCACUUUCCCCAAAGUCACAAGUCAGGGGGAACUGUGAAGGCUUUGGCUGUAGAGGCAAUAGAAUAGUAGACCAGGAUGAAGGGUGUCAUUUGGGGCCAAGCAUUGUCACCAAAGUCACAAGUCAAAAGUUUUUUUAUUUUCUUUAUUUAACUAGGCAAGUCAGUAAAGAACAAAUUCUUAUUUACAAUGACCGGCCUACACCGGCCAAACCCAGACGACACUGGGCCAAUUGUGCGCCGCCCUAACAGGACUCCCAAACACGGCCGGUUGUGAUACAGCCUGGAAUCGAACCAGGGUGUCUGUAGUGACGCCUCAAGCACUGAGAUGCAGUGCCUCAGACCGCUGCGCCACUCAGGAGCCCCAAGUCAAGAAGCUUCGUAUGAGCUGUAGUGUUUAUUAUGUGGCGGAAGGAGGAAGGUUUAGUCCAGCUAUCAGGAAGAGAUGCUACCUUGCAUUCAUUUUGCACUUGGCAGGGUCAGAGGGAAUGUGGUUUGCCUGAGAGUUUGUGCCAACUGCGUUGAUGACAGCUGAGACGGCACACUGAGGAGGACCUAUCACUUCCUCCUUCGUUCUUGACAGAGAUGUAAUCUGGUGACUUUGUAAUGCAUUUCCACUUUGAUUAAAAUGUUUUAAUAAUGA
Molecule: messenger RNA, 3724 nt
Organism: Salvelinus fontinalis (brook trout)
Lineage: Eukaryota; Metazoa; Chordata; Actinopteri; Salmoniformes; Salmonidae
Product: beta-1,3-galactosyltransferase 1-like
Exons: 2
Coding region: 270-1400 (376 amino acids)
Cellular component (GO): membrane
Molecular function (GO): N-acetyl-beta-D-glucosaminide beta-(1,3)-galactosyltransferase activity
Source: RefSeq, a predicted model, not a curated record